Molecule: messenger RNA, 1575 nt
Organism: Penicillium alfredii
Lineage: Eukaryota; Fungi; Ascomycota; Eurotiomycetes; Eurotiales; Aspergillaceae
Product: M14 family metallopeptidase
Exons: 2
Coding region: 1-1575 (524 amino acids)
Biological process (GO): proteolysis
Molecular function (GO): metallocarboxypeptidase activity; zinc ion binding
Source: RefSeq, a predicted model, not a curated record
AUGCGUGUCCUGCCUGUCCUCUUGGCCGUCUCGGCCUUUUUAUCACCCACCUUUGCCAUUCCCGCGGGCUCCAGUAUCACCCCACCUCCGCCACUCCAACCCAUCCAGCUCCUCACUCAACCCUCAGACCCACGGCGCCCAUGGACCCGACUCCGCGAUUGGAUUAUUGAAUCUGUCUGGGAUGUCACCCAUUCCUCUCCAAAGCAGAUCUCUCCGCCAUCCAACGUCUACGAUCGAUAUGGGAAUGAUGUCGUACUUCGAUUUCAUCUGGAUCACCCGGACGAGGCACAAGCUCUAAGCUCGGCGUCGCAGGUCCUGCUACUGGACGUCUGGGCAGUAACGUCUAAUUAUGUUGAUAUUCGUCUGGCAGAUGCAAUGAUACCCUCCUUGCUGGAACUACUCCCAACAUCCCUGCGAACAGCCUACACGCCUCUCAUGGACGACCUGGCGGAGAUGAUCUACGCUACGUAUCCAAAGCGUCCCCAUGCCCCACUUGAUUUCGAAUCGGGAAUUGUAUCCGGUGGAAGAAGAACGGCGGUGUCUGGUGAUCUCUUCUUCCGCGAGUAUCAGCCAUUGCCCAUCAUUGUGCAAUGGAUGCGCCUCAUGGCGUCAAUGUUCGCCUCACACGCGCGCAUGGUGAGCGUCGGAGUCUCGUACGAAGGGCGUGACAUCCCCGCCCUGCGACUAGGCGCAGCCUCCCCAAACCCAGGAGCCCCAAACUCAGGGCCGCGCAAGACAAUCGUCGUGGUUGGCGGCACUCAUGCGCGAGAAUGGAUUGGCACAUCGACCGUAACUUAUUUGGCAUACAGUCUCAUCACCGAGUAUGGCCAGUCAGCCGCGGUUACUCGGUUGUUGAAUGAGUAUGACUGGGUUUUGGUGCCGACCCUCAACCCAGAUGGGUAUGUUUACUCGUGGACGUCGGAUCGUCUCUGGCGCAAGAACCGGCAGCCAACGGGCCUGCCACUGUGCCCUGGUGUGGACCUCGAUCGUGCCUGGGAUUUCGAGUGGGAUGGCGAGUCAACCCGCUCGAAUCCGUGCUCUGAGAACUACGCAGGCGCGGAGCCAUUUGAAGCGCUAGAAUCUCACCGCCUGGCACAGUGGGUCCAAAACGAAACGGCGAAUGGGCAUGCAGAUAUUGUAGGCUUCUUGGACCUGCAUUCAUAUUCUCAGCAAAUCCUCUAUCCCUACUCAUACAGCUGCUCCUCGGUUCCUCCCACUCUUGAGAGUCUGGAAGAACUAGCACUGGGACUGGCCAAGGCCAUCCGACAAUCUUCUCGGGAGUCCUACGAUGUGACUUCAGCCUGUGAAGGGAUCCUUCCGUCCGGCGCUACGGCCGGUGUGAGUUCAGGUGGUAGUGCGCUGGACUGGUUCUAUUACAAGCUGCAUGCCACAUACUCGUACCAGAUCAAACUGCGCGAUCGUGGAAGCUAUGGAUUCUUGGUUCCUCCAGAAUACAUUGUCCCAACGGGUCAGGAGAUCUUCCAGGCAGUGUUGACCUUUGGCAAGUUCGUUUGGGGCGAGAAGACGUCCAGCUCAAGCUUCGAGGGCUCUGGGGGUCAAAAACCAUUGGCGUAG